GAUUGUUAAUUUUGGCUGAUGAUUGACGAGGCUGUAGAAUUUCCCCACACAAAUGCUCGCUUAAAAAUGGAAAUUCUUGGCACACACAAUGAGCGCUGAGGUCCUUCAACACACGACGACGAGUUUGAUUACAUAGGAAAGUCAAAUCUUUACAACUAACAACCUCCACUUCCUCAUUUAAUACCUCCCCUCACUUCUCGACGAAGGUCAGACUACAGCAAUCAUGGAUAUGGAAAAGUUGAAGAGAAUGCAGGCCAGAGGUGGUGUCAGAACUGGUGAUGGAAAGGGUACACCAAGAAGAAAGGUCAAGAAUGUUCACAAGAGCACCGGAAUGGACGACAAGAAGUUACAGACCUCCCUCAAGAAGCUUAACGUUCAACCUAUCCAAGCUAUCGAGGAGGUAAACAUGUUCAAGUCCGACGGAAAUGUUAUCCACUUCGCUGCACCAAAGGUUCACGCCGCUGUUCCAUCCAACACCUUCGCCAUCUACGGUAACGGCGAAGACAAAGAGCUCACCGAGCUCGUCCCAGGUAUCCUCAACCAACUCGGCCCAGAUUCCCUUGCUUCCCUCCGCAAGCUUGCCGAGAGCUACCAAUCGAUGCAAAAGGCAGAGGGUGGUGAGGACAAGAAGGACGAUGAUGAGGAUGAUGAUGAUAUCCCAGACUUGGUUGAGGGUGAGAACUUUGAGGACAAGGUCGAAUAAGUUUUCCGCACGCAAGGCAAAGUCAAUUAGGAAUGAUAUUAGAGAACUGGUGACAGCAUGGAUAUGGGAAUGAUCAUAAUCCUCUUUCUGGCUAUGUUACGGCACCUCACUGCAUGAAUAUAAAGUUUCAGGUAGUCUGAAGGUUACUUAGCUGUACAAAAUCAUACUACACAUCAAGUCCUUCUAUAUUAAAUAUCAUUCUUAUCGGAUCAAAAGCGUCAAGAUUCUAGCGUAUUCAUUUGAAGGAUGACAGGAUCUCACUUUUUCUUCUGAUCAAUAAAUCAUAUCCAGACGACUCAACGGAGUAGGCACGUGUGGUUUUAAAUAAGUGACGCCUUACAAUCUUUAGUGUUUCA
This is a messenger RNA of Botrytis cinerea B05.10, 1059 nucleotides long. RefSeq lists its product as hypothetical. The record is from RefSeq and is a predicted model, not a curated record. Gene Ontology annotation, cellular component: nascent polypeptide-associated complex; cytosol. Lineage: Eukaryota; Fungi; Ascomycota; Leotiomycetes; Helotiales; Sclerotiniaceae. The transcript has 4 exons. Bases 224 to 703 code for a protein of 159 amino acids.